AUGGAACACCAUAAGGUUCUUUGGUGGACCAUUCUGUCUAAUGCCCUCCCAAUUCGAUCUAUUAUUCAUAAAAAGUUUCAUAUUGAUGAUGCGAGUUGCCCUAUUUGUGGGGUUGAGGACGAAUCUAUGGAACAUUUGUUCCUCAAGUGUGAUUUGGCUUUCCAUCUGUGGCCAUCCUCGCCGUGGGGUAUUUUUCCUGUUUUAGGUACAGGUGUCCGCAUGUGGGACUGGGUCAAAUUCAUCUGGAAUCUAAAUUCUAAAGGAGUAAAUGCUGAUGAGGUCUUUUUGUAUGCUUCAAUUGUCGUUGAUACUAUUUGGAGGGUCCGCAAUGAUAAGGUACACAAUAAUAAUUUGGAUAAUGUGAAGCGCUGUAUCGACUAUAUUCAUCACUCCUUUGCAGAUUAUAGAGCUUUCCUCCUUCCUACUCCUACUUCGAUUGUGGUGGAAGCUUGGCAUCCUCCCCCUCAUGAUUGGAUUAAACUGAACUGCGACGUAAAAGUGGGUUUGGAAAGCAUGAGUAUUGCGAUAGUAACUAGAAACCAUGAAGGUGAGGUGGCUUGGGUAAGAACAGCAAAGUUGGACUUUUCUGAUGCCCUUUGUGAAAAGGCUGAGUGUUGUUUGGCCCUAGACAAGGCCAAGGAAAAAGGAUGCAUGUUCAUUAUUGUGGAGAGCGACUUAAGGGUAGUGAUCAAUUUUCUCAAUGGCAAGGAGACUCAAUGGGAAGUUAAAAAUUACUCUUCAUUUUGUAAUAGUCUUUCUCCUUAUUUUGUGGGGUGUGUAUUUUCUUGUAUUGGUCGAUCAUGUAAUUUUGUUGCUUAA
Messenger RNA from Cannabis sativa, 819 nucleotides. RefSeq lists its product as uncharacterized. Bases 1 to 819 code for a protein of 272 amino acids. Gene Ontology annotation, molecular function: RNA-DNA hybrid ribonuclease activity; nucleic acid binding. The transcript has a single exon. The record is from RefSeq and is a predicted model, not a curated record. Lineage: Eukaryota; Viridiplantae; Streptophyta; Magnoliopsida; Rosales; Cannabaceae.